UCCGGUAAAAUGUAACUUGGAGCUACUUGAAGCCUUUAGUAGUUUAGUUCAAUUUUAUUUGUUUUGUUUGUCUUUACAAAUGAUUCUAGGUGAAUUAUUCGAUGAUAUCGCAAGUUGUGCCUAUAUGUGUGUGUCAAUGGAAUCAAAUAUUUUAAAAGACUAUUGAAUCGUGAUCGUCGAUUCUUUUGAAGCACGAAAUACAUUUAUAACAAAAGGUUUUACAAAUAAUUAUCUAAAACAUUUAUAAACAUGUUUGGCAAAGAAGCUGUCAAACUCAUAACAGAGCUUGAUAUGUAUGAAGAUAUCGGUCCAUUUAAAGAGCAGCUGCUGCGACAAGUUUUCGAAGAAAUGCAAAUGCUGUAUGAAGCAAACUUAGUGGACAGUAACGCGAUACAGAACGAAGGGAACAAUGCGUUGUUGCCGUCCGUACGCUUUCGACAUACAGCUCUGCUGAGAAACAAAAGAUGUGUCCUGGCUUAUCUGUAUCAUCGUAUCAAGCGAUUACGCAAGAUGCGGUGGGAAUUGGGCAGCAUUUUACCGACUGAAAUUACCGCCAACUUGCUGAACGCGGAACUGCAGUGGUUUCAGAAUUACAAUAAAUCUUUAGCCACUUACAUGAGAUCGAUCGGGGACGAUCACGGAUUGAACUUGACUGUGAACAUGAGUCCGCCGAAGACACUUUACGUCGAGGUGAAGUGCUUGACCGACUUCGGCAAGUUGGAGCUCGACGAUGGCGAGGUGGUUACGCUUAAGAAGAACACAUAUCAUCUACUGCCAAGAGCCACGUGCGAACCGCUAAUCAGGCAAGGUAUACUUGAACAUCGUGAGUGAUAUUUGCGCAUAAUAUUAUCUGCGAUAUACACCGUGAAGAAAGAAAUCAAGGUCUCCUUUCAUUCUUGUUGUUUCUAUCGUUUUUACGUCGCGCCCACUGAACUCUACCAAUAUCUCGCGUUUAGCGAUUCUACCCACAUUUUAGUGGUAUAUUUUCAGAUGACCUUACAGUCUAUGGGUGUGACAAUAAACGUUUAUUUUAUCAGACAA
Molecule: messenger RNA, 1041 nt
Organism: Odontomachus brunneus
Lineage: Eukaryota; Metazoa; Arthropoda; Insecta; Hymenoptera; Formicidae
Product: DNA replication complex GINS protein PSF1-like
Exons: 5
Coding region: 250-831 (193 amino acids)
Biological process (GO): DNA strand elongation involved in mitotic DNA replication; DNA replication
Cellular component (GO): GINS complex
Source: RefSeq, a predicted model, not a curated record